UUCAUUUCAUCUAAGUUUACCAUUUGCUACCAGGCUGUAUUAUGUUAUUCAUGUGACCUGUUUUUAUUUUAAUUAUUAUUUUUCUUUUCAACCUCAGAAUAAAGCUGGCCUACUGCCUUAAACUAACGUAAUUUCUACACCUUUAAUACUAUUUCAAUUUUCCAUAAGAUUGCGUUUGUUUUUUGUUCUUGUUUGUUUGUUUUUUAAAUAACCCGGUUGCUCAUUUAAAUAAUCACAUUAUUCAAACAGAAAAUAAUUACCGCCUGUCUAAAAUCCCACAAACAAAUUACGCAAAAAAAAUUCGUACAUUUUUAGGUUGGUUUAUUAUAACAAAUCGUAGGCCUUAGCCUGAGUCCCUCCAGGAAUUAUAAUUUUAUUCAGUAUUGAUUGGCGCGCUGUGGUGUGUUUUCAAGGCCUGUGCUUUAAAUUUGCUCUAAAGGACAGCCAUCAACGCUGCAAUGCACAUUUUCUUUUUUUAAAAAGGGAGCAAUCUGUUCAUAUGUUUUCAGAUAUUUAGGCUUUAAUAUAUUGCCCUCUGUUAAAUUCCGGAUUCAAAUAAAAAAAAUAUCUAAAUGUAGAGGAGGACCCAUUUAUGGAUCUCGGGAUUUUAGAGGUGAAGCAGUAAAAUUAAUUCAUGGGUUCAAACCUAUAAAACAAAAGCGAUGUGAUUUAUUUUCAAAAGGAUAAUUCAGUUUCCGAAUGUAUGCGACGUUAUAUUGCAAAGGGUCAAUGACCAUACUGCUCAAAAUCAAGUAGGCUCAUUUAUAAAAGUUAAGUUCCACCAGAUGCCAUUUAGCAAAGGCUUAUUCUUAAACAAGCCGUAAUUGUCAUUUUGAGCAUCUAUAAAGCUUGCAACGCUGUGUCAUUUUGCAGAGCUGCUGAAAUAUUGAUCCACCGUCCUCUCUGCCAGACAUUAUAUUGUUGCUGCUCGGAUAUGCUGCUGUGGGGCUUCAUGGGAAUUAUGCCCCUGAUUAAUAAUCAGUGUGAAACCUACAAUUUGCACUUUCAGUGCCCAUUCUCUGGACCAAGUUUUCCUUGGCGCACACUAUUUCAUAAGACUUGAUCAAUAUAAUAUUUUUUCCCUCCAACUCGCCGGUAUUUCUUUAUCCGCGCAUGUAUGGAUCUGUGGCACACUUUGGUCUCUGCUUCUGUUUCUUUUGUGCUAAUUGAAUUGAAUUCCGCUUGAAAUGUAUCCUCUUUCAGAAGUGCUCAGAAAACCGUGUCCCUUAUAUUCUCUGCAAAGCAAAUGUCACAGCCUCGUAAGGUUUGGCCUAUCUCGGCACAAUGGCCACAGAGAGCCAACACACAUAAACACACAGCUCAGGUCGUGCAGACAUGGCAGAAGCCUAUCGAUCCGUAUGAGAAUGUGUAGAUGAGGGUUGCUUCCAAGUAAGGCCAAACCUUAGCCCUGCUGGAUCUCGUUUGCUUGUGCGAGGAGAGCGCAGCAAAAAUAAAAACAGACGCGAAAAUAUCAAAAGUUUUAUUGGGAGAAAUCUAGUUUUUAGUUUACAGAAUAAAUUGUACUUAAAAUUUUGAUCAAAAUAAAUUAGAAUAAAUUCUGCUUGAAAGAAAACUAGAUGCAUCAGUGUGGAAUAAGCUGGUGCUAUUAUUAAAUUAACAUAAUUUUAUUUAGUGUUUUUUGUUUUCCUGUCGUCAGCUCUAUUUUCCUCCCUCCAAAGUCUAUUAUGUCCGCAGGUCUGCACGGUUGGACAGCCACACUUCGAGGAAUUAGUGUCCUUUUGUCUCGACACACGUCACACACACGCCGUUGACAUUGACUUCACAUCAGAGGCAGUUUAACUUCUCUCUCUUUCUUUCUUUCUUUUCUUUUAUUUAACUCGUUCAACCGAGCGCAGGGUCUAUUGUGGGGGCCCUGACAGAUGCGGGGCCCCUAGCAGGUCCAUAACAGGGAAAAGUCUGAAAGGUUAAUCUGUCCCCCCGCAGAUGUUGGCUUUGGGAGUCUUGAAGCGUCACCUUUGACAUGUCCCUCAUUCAGCAGGGGGUCCAGAAGGACACUGACCGCUGCAAGCUGUCACCUCGGCCGGCUGAGGACGCCCUGCGCUACCGCUCUAUUAGGCUAAACGGCCCUUGACGUGUAACUUAAAUGUAAGCGGGGGCGGGUUCUUGUCAGGCUGCAGGUUUGAGGAGGUUGGACACUGAUGCAAAGUGCACCACAACAUCAACAACAACACAGGGACACGUAGUCAUGUUAUGUGUCAGCACGUGAUUUUCAUCGGUGGAACUGGACUGUACACACCUGCCGUGAUUGCGCACGUGUGUGUAUGCGUGUGUAAAUUUGUGAGAAGUUUCUGCAAAUAAAAAACAAAUGUUCUUAAUUGACUAAAUAACAUGUGGGUGUUGUAUUUUUAUUAUCACCGUUUAAUGGCUAUACUCUAUCCUCAAAUAGUUCUAAAGCACAAGGAUUAAAUAUGCCCCACACACACUCACACAUGCACACUCAUGCACACAUGCUGGGCUUGGUUCGUUAAGCCUAAUAGUUGAACAAUAGACACAUCUGCUCAUCUUUUUCUAUCAAAAGAGAAGGUACUACGGUCUUCUUCGUUUGGUUAAACCGCCACAUAUUUAGCACGGUUGUGGGGGCGGGUUGGGGCAGCUGACUAAUAAUGAUAAAAGAAUGGAUGUAUUUGAUGCUUAUGAAUAUAUACAGGCUGUGACUUUAUUGACAGCCUUUUAGGGAACAAUUAACUCAUCCUGCUUUGAUUUCUGUGGCGACCGUUUCUGAUUCGUCGAAAGGAAUUAAGUGUCGUUGUUGUUUUGUUUGGGGUUUUUGGAGGUUUUGGAUCCCAGACUCACCGGUUAAAAAUCAACUCCAUAUGAACCCGGAAGUUUACUUCAUUUGCGGUUAAUAGUUUAAGGAGGACUGAAGGUGAAGCCUCAUUACAGCCUUAAUGAAUUUAACAUUUUCCUAAAUAAGAGCUAAAAAUUAACGAUAUAGCUGUGUACUCAGUCAGCUUCCAUGAGCAGAUUUCAUAGGUCUUUAAUGUGAGCUCUGUCUAUUAGCAUUAUUAGCAUUUUCAGCAAAAGCUAAACGGUCCUGAAUAUUUCUAAUAGCUGUGAGCAGCUUUUCAUACCACCCUUCCUUAAUAAGGUACCUGACGUCAGAGAAUGGGGCGGUGUGUGUACGCGUGUGCCUGAAAGAGAGAGAGAGAGACAGACAGAAAGGGAGAGAGAGAAUACGAGGGGAGAUGGGUGUCCCCUUUGCGCAUGUGUAGACAGUGAGCUGUGCUGCGGUGGAACAGGGGCUGGAGACACACUGCUAGAGAGAUGGCGCGGCACCCGACCGGAGCGCAAGGACAGUUGGUUGGUGGUGGGGGGGCUUGAAUUAUAAAGAGAAUCAGAAAAUUAAGAGAGUAAUUGUUUUUUAAAAAUAUCAAGCAAAGGGGGAUUCGGAAGAGGAGUUUUCAUUCUGCAAAACAGCGUGCGAGGUAGGGGAAUAAUGAAAUAGGUGAAUGUAAGGACAGAGAAGAGGCAAUAGCAAAGGAGGCUACUGCAAGAAAAAAACAACAACAAAAGAAAUUUGAACUUUUACUGGACGUGAGGACUUCUGGACAUCAGCUAACUGGGGUAGGUCAGAUAGAUGGUUUGUCCACAGCGCUGCCCGGAUCAUGAACGCACAGCUGUCGAUGGAGAAUAUUGGCGACCUGCACGGAGUGAGCCAUGAGUCCGUGUCCGGUCACGGAGAGCUGCUGAGUGGCCACAGUCCACAUUCCCGUCCGAGCCCCAGGGGUUUAAGCCACCGUGCUAUGGGCAUGGCGACCCUGCUCGACACCGGAGACUAUCACCCCAGCCACUCUGGACACCUGCAUCCAGCCAUCAGCAUGUGUGAAGCCCCCCCUGGCAUGAGCGCGAGCAGCACUUACACUACCCUAACCCCUCUGCAGCCCUUACCCCCCAUCUCCACCGUGUCCGACAAGUUUCCUCCCCAUCAUCACCACCACCAUCCACAUCAUCCUCACCCGCACCCGCACCAGAGGAUCCCCGGAAAUGUCAGCGGCAGUUUCACGCUGAUGCGAGAGGACCGGAGUCUGGCGCCUAUGAACAGUCUAUAUCCCGCAUAUCAUCACAAGGAUCCGUGCAUGGGCCAGAGCCUCUCCCCGUUAUCCGGUUCCGGUCUGGCCAGCAUACACACGUCCCAGGCUGGCAUCCCCCCCUACGCUCAUCCUGGUGCCGCUAUGCCUGGUGAGAAGAUGCUCACCCCGAGCGGGUUCGAGGCUCACCAUCCGGCCAUGCUCAGCAGACAUGCGGAGCAGCACAUGAGCUCCUCAGCUGGUAUGGUACAAAUCAACGGCCUCCAUCACCAUCCGCACGCCCACCUAGGCGCGCAGGGCCACGGCCAAGUGCUGGGGAACAGCCGGGAGCAGGCCUCCGGGCCCGGGCAGCAAGGGGGCGGCGGUGGAGGGGGUGGUGUUUCUGGGGGACAGAUGGAGGAGGUGAAUACCAAAGAGGUGGCGCAGAGGAUCACCACAGAGCUGAAGCGCUACAGCAUCCCUCAGGCCAUCUUUGCCCAGCGGGUCCUGUGCAGGUCCCAAGGGACCCUGUCCGACUUGCUGCGAAACCCCAAACCCUGGUCCAAGCUUAAGUCCGGCAGAGAGACCUUCCGUCGCAUGUGGAAAUGGCUGCAGGAGCCUGAGUUCCAACGCAUGAGUGCGCUCAGGCUCGCAGGUGAGCGAAGCCUCGCAUGUAAGCGUAAGGAACAGGACCACGGCAGAAGCGAGCGGGGAAAUGUGACCAAGAAGCCCCGGCUUGUGUUCACAGAUGUGCAGCGGCGGACACUCCAUGCCAUCUUCAAAGAGAACAAGCGUCCAUCCAAAGAGCUGCAACUCACCAUUGCUCAGCAGCUGGGCCUCGAGCUGGCUACAGUCAGCAACUUCUUUAUGAACGCACGCCGCCGGAGCCUAGAUAAGUGGGUGGAUGACGGCUCUGGUCACUCAGCCAACUCUGGCCCCAACGCCUGCACCAAAGCCUGAAGAAGGACUGAUUUGACCAACUCAUGGACUGACUCAACCUCGGUGGAAAAGCUUUAAAACUUAAGAGAAACAAAGAAAACUUAAAAAAGACCUUGAAGCAACGUUUUGCCCUUAAACCUGUACUAUAUUGAUAUUUAUAGUAUCCAAAGAUGAAAAAACAAACCAAAGACUUCUCCUUUGACCUGCUUUACAAUGUUUGUUUUAGCAACACAUUUAUGUGUAACAUACUGCAAAAAGACUAUAGUUUUACUCCCCCUCACACACACACACUCGCUGUCACUGGUCUCUAGCUUUAUUACACCCUCCCCUCACCUCCCCACCCAGUAUGAAUCUAUCAUUCGCCACUGUUAUCUUUAAUCUGAUUGGUUGGUUUUGAUGAUGGGUCCCUAAACAGAGGUUUAAUCAGCCUCUUGGCAGUCUGAUCUGCAGUUGUCCAUGGCCUCGAAAACAGCCAGAAUGUGGAGCUCCAGUGGGAUUGGCCAAUCAACUUUAAAGAAAAAAAAAUCCCGCAGGAGAGACUGGAUUGUUGUGCAACCUUGUUCGGAUCAGUGGAGCGGACUGUCUGACUGUUUGUCCAACUGUCUGUCUUUCUAUCAAGCAUUCCAGACAGACAGGGAAAUGUCCAUGCGUAGACUGCUAACCCUAAAACCAAAAGGUCCAACCCUAAACCAAACCAAAUAGAAAAAAAUGCCUAACCUCAACCCACACGGUAGUGCUUUCUUCCAACAUGCUGAGGCAUUGAAUAAUUCAAAAAAGAAAAACCAAAGCCUUCUACACCUUGAAGCCUCUUUUGCAGUUUAGAAAUCAAACCACUUAAGAACAUCCUAUGAAGUAAUUUGACCAAAGAAUAUAUUUUGUAGUUGAUAAAAGUAUUUUUUACCUGUUUUCCUCCCUUACCUCCUGAGACAGACUGUUAGUGUGCUCCACGAAGAAGGAAAUCAUACUUCUCCUUCUCCAUAGAACAUUUUGAGUCAUGUUUAAAUAUUUGCUCCCUGCAAACGGAAAUACUCUAUGGUAUAACCCUAAAAAUUAACUAUUGAUAUUUGCCUUAUAGAUGCCUUCUUGGAAAGAAAUAGACUAUACCACUUUUAACUUCGCAGACACUCUCCUGAAUUAUGAUCAUUGUACUCAAUGUUAAGGUUAGUCAUUACAGCUACAUCUAAUCCUUCUAAUCUGCUUAGCUAAUGCCAGCAGGUUUAGUUCUACUUUAUGUGUUCAAAAUCCAGCACCUGUCAAAGACAAAUCUCUUCAGUUUUCUAUGUAAAACACAAGCUACUGGAUCUAUGUGUGGUUUUGACACUGUGUGAGGGAGACAGACAGCCUCUGGUGGUGCUUUUUAAUAAGCACUUCAUAUGUAUUUGAUUUUAUCUCCUCAUCAAAGAUGUUGGGCGGAGGAGAUGAUAUCAAUGAUCAAAUCACUUUCAGGCGCUUACACAGCAAUGUCAGCUUGUCACCUGAAUACGAAAGCACCCCCGCUCCCUGCCUGCUGCCAAUCCACCCUGCACUCCCUCCCCUCCCUGCCUCAGCUCUCCUAGUAAGCUAUGCAUUUCAGCACUAGGAGGAAAGCACUACACAGGGCUGGCCCAGGGCAGCAUAGCAUUAGAUAUAUUACGCUGGCCCCUUGCCGUCAUCCUCCUCAUGGCCAGGGUUAGCAGCUCUACAUUCAUCAGAACAAGCGCUGAAGGAGAGGCAAGAGAGAGCUGCUUCUUCUUUAUCUCUGAGAGAAAAACCAAAAAGACGACAAGAAACCAAAAAAAAAAUGUGUCAAGACCUGCUGAUGUUUUAUAGUGUGAACCAAAGAUGCUACCUCACUCAAGUUCCAUACGUGAUUUUUAUCACUUUGAUGAUACCAAAGAUAACCAAAGAUUUUUUCUCAUUGCACGGCCUCUAUGAGUGGUGUUCAAAGAUGUGAUGUAUGUGUCCCCUCCCCCCUAUCUCCUGUCUCUUUUUCCCUUCUCCUUUCUCCUCCUCUUUCUCCCCCUCCCACCUGCACUCAACCCAUGCACCCCCGCUAUGCGUGCUCUUGCUUCAUCUGUGCUCUGAUUACAGCUCCAUAGAUAGUCAUACUGAUGUAGCUAUAGGCAGAUGUGCUGAACUAGCCUUAGAUACACACAAUCAGCCAUGCAGGUGCCUGUGGGGUACAACUACCUUAUUAGUAAUGUGAUCAGUGGAUGUUCAUAACAGAAACACAUUACUGUCUACCACUUUGUUGACAGAAAAGGCUUUUAGUUUGGUUCAUUAAUGAUUUUAAAUUUGCAUCUGAAGCCUUACCCCACCAGAGCUCUCAGUGUUGCAGCUUUAUUUCCACCUGGCCUGCCUGUUAGUGUGUAUCUAUAGGCUGAUAAUAUUGAUCCAACAAAUAGGUCAGACAUCUUCACCUUACAACAGGCAGACAACCUGACAUAGCCAUGGGCAGAGUUGAUGACUCAACUAUAGGCAGACAUGUUCCUGAAAGUAGAAGCAGACGUGUUGCAAUCUUUCUAAAACUCCCAGGACGAGUGCCUUGCUUGAACCAAAGUGUUAAACCGCUGUUGACCUCUCACCUUUGACUCUGUGAAUACCUCAGCCUGUAGAAGGGCCACUACUGAAGAAACAAUGAGAAGAUUUUUUUCUUUAAUCACACCGUGGUGCUUUCGCCAGCGCAACCAUGCAAUGAAAACAUACCAAAGGAAUUUUUGUUGUCCACUUCUACAGUUUAAACCAAAGGUCUUUGUUUAUCCUCUCCCCUGCCCGCCCUUUAUCCCUCCAUCCCUCUUUCCCUUAACCUUGCUUGUCUCUCUGCUGUGUGUAGGAAGGUCCAGCACUCUGGCCGUGCAUGUCUUUACCAAUGUGUCUGAAUACCUCAUAGUAAUAAUUCCUUUGAGUUCUGCAUUGAGACGUCUAUCUGUGAGUUAGGCAGAACUCCACUUGUGUGGUAAUUGUUAUUGUUACUUCAAAAAGCUGUAUGAUUAUCUAUUUUGAAGUUGCUGUUUUUUGUUCUGUUUUGUUUUUUGGCAGAAGUGCUCUGUUUCAAGACAUGGAGGACAAGUUUCAGGGUUGAUGUAGGAAACUUUUGGGAUGGAGGGAGAAGCGUAUUUUUUAUCAGACACUGGGUUAUGCCAAUAUUAUGAUGGUAGACUAUUGCUUUUACAGGGUAAAACCAACUGCUGUGAUAUUGUGUUCAUAUUUUCCCUUUUCUCUACUUCUGUGUUGUGAUUUUAAUUUAAUUGCAUUUUUGUAUUGGUUAACCACUACUUUAAUUUAUGCAUUUGUAGAAACUCUAGAUUUGUAUAUAGUAGGUUUUUGGAAAAAAGAAAAGAAACAAAAAAGACCAUUUAUGUUACAGCCUUAUUUCCCAUGCUUAGAUAUAACAAAGGAGUAGUUUUUAUUCUUCUUCAGCUAAAUCCUAGCCGGCAUUUCAAUGUGUGUUUUAAACACUGCCAGAAACCAAGACAGUUGAUUUGCCAAUGCAGACAAAGUUAUACAGGAGCUACUUUGUUGAACAGCUGGCAAAAAGCAGUGUGUACGUGUGUGUGUUUUUCUAUUCUUUUGACUUUUUAAAAACACUUAUUUUAUGGGUAUUACUGCACAUCCAAAGAUUUUUAAAACAAACCAAAAAUUGGAAAAAAAAAAAUAUGUAUAAUGUUGAAAAGCACUGGCAUUUGUGAGGUAGACUUGUUGAGUUUUGAUUUGCCAUUCGCACGGGUAUAGAAUGUAGAAGGCGUAGGGCUAUGUAGGCAAGCUUACUCUACCAUGUGGGGAAUCUCCUGUUCAAUGUACAAUCUGAAGCAUUUGAAACGAGGGCUGCAAGCCCUGCUCACUUUGCUGUCUCAUACACAGAGUGAGGUGGAGUUUAGGCUGGGCAGCCGGUCUGCCAGGGGCUGUGCCGCGGAGCUGGGUCUGUUUUUAUUGCCGUGGCACCGCCGCCUUGCUCCAUCUAGUAUCUGUUCUUUUGGUACGUACUCGUGUAAUGACUAUAAGCAAAGUCUAAUAAAACUGCAAAGAACCUUACCAAGGAAUCCGUGUGCGAGUGUGUAUGGGGACGAUUAUUCGGAUUGCUCUUCUGUUUUUCUGUCUGUGAAUGUGAGCGUGCACCUCAAAUGUCAAGUACUGCUGAAGUAUGCAAGUUUGUAUGUGAGCUCAUUUGCAUGCAUCUCGUUGAUUCUGUCGUUGCCCAUUGUCUAAUGUGUUUGUACUGCAUAUUGUCAAGCUUUUUGCUGAUGUGUAUGCAUGUGUGUGGCUGACUGGUACAUUUUAAAACAGUAGGUCUCUGGGUAUCAGAGGCCCCACUGUUAGUACUGUUUCCUCUCUGUCAUGUUCAGACAGCACAGAGUCUCCACGGACUAAGGGGUCAUCACCAAAAUGUCCAUGACAGAUUACAUCAGGAUGUUAUGCAUUCAUUGUGUCUUGAAUGAAUAAGUACAGGUGCUUUAAUUUUACAUAAAAAGCCCUGUAUAUUGAACAAAAGGAUAAUGCAGCGUGGACCUAUGUUUUCCUGUUUCCUAAUUCAUCUCUUAUUAUUUGUUUUGCCCAUAAGGAGUUCCCAUAUGAUGGGUAGCUUGGCUACAAGUCUCAUAAUAAUACUGCAGCACCUAAGACAAUCAUCUGGAUCUCUUACGCUGGGGAACUAGUUUCCCACCCGCAGAGGGGUGUCCUCCAGCUAUUCAUAUACAAAGAUGCUUGAAGGGUUUUGAUAAACAAGCAUAUUUGUUGUCAUAGACAUUUAGGAAUAAAUUACAGUAGAAGUUCAUUUUGCACUUGCAUUUCAAAAUGAAAUCUCCUUGCUCUUGUCAGCUUUGUGCUCUUGUCAGACUCAAUCUCUUUCUUUUGACCUCCUUAUCAACUCA
This is a messenger RNA of Oreochromis niloticus (Nile tilapia), 9814 nucleotides long. It is a transcript of the gene onecut1, whose product is annotated as one cut homeobox 1. Gene Ontology annotation, biological process: regulation of transcription by RNA polymerase II. The transcript is spliced from 2 exons. Gene Ontology annotation, cellular component: nucleus. Lineage: Eukaryota; Metazoa; Chordata; Actinopteri; Cichliformes; Cichlidae. Gene Ontology annotation, molecular function: RNA polymerase II cis-regulatory region sequence-specific DNA binding; DNA-binding transcription factor activity, RNA polymerase II-specific. The record is from RefSeq and is a predicted model, not a curated record. The coding region runs from base 3627 to 4988 and encodes 453 amino acids.